Molecule: messenger RNA, 4858 nt
Organism: Xyrauchen texanus (razorback sucker)
Lineage: Eukaryota; Metazoa; Chordata; Actinopteri; Cypriniformes; Catostomidae
Gene: tp53bp2a
Product: tumor protein p53 binding protein, 2a
Exons: 18
Coding region: 351-3617 (1088 amino acids)
Biological process (GO): signal transduction; regulation of apoptotic process
Cellular component (GO): nucleus
Molecular function (GO): p53 binding
Source: RefSeq, a predicted model, not a curated record
GUCUAUACAGGCAACAGGCUUUUAACGAAGGCGGAGAAUGGCACAGACAUAUUUAAAGAAAAAAAAAAUAACAAAACUGUAGAAUAUUGAAAAUACACUACCACUUGAACUUGUCAUCUAAAUGCUAUAAUCCGUUUUUGGUAAAGAAAACCGUUGAGAUUCGUGAUCUCUGUCUUCCGAUGUUCCCUAAAAUACACUCGCUGAAGGAAAGUUUAGGAAGGCCUCAGACUUCACACCGUUUGGCACGUUUUAUUUGACUAAAGACGGAUUGCUACCUUUAUAUAAUUUUUCGCUUUAAUAAAGAAUAAGACAAGAAAACGGUUGGUAACAAAUAAUUGUAUUACAGUCGAAUGACUGAAGUUCUAUCUGGACGAAACUCGCGGUGGAAAAACAAUCUGCUACACGACGCGACAAUGAUGCCGAUGUUCCUGACCGUGUUUCUCAGUAACAAUGAGCAGCAUUUUACUGAGGUGCCCAUUAUCCCUGAGACGCGGUGUUGUGAUGUGGUUGAGCUUUGCAAGGAACCGGGUGAGAUCAGCUGCCACCUGGCUGAAGUGUGGAGAGGCUCAGAGCGUGUGCUAGGCGAGAGCGAGAAGAUGAUGGAUCUGUUGCUGCAGUGGGGGCAGGAGAGGUCUGAGGUUCGAUUCUUUCUACGGCAUGACCAAGCACCCAGCUCUCCAUCAGACUCCAGGAGUUCAAAUCAGAAGAGGAAUGACAUGAAGAGACCCACAGAUAGACGGACUGAGAAUGGGGUGAACAGCAUGUGGAUGAACAUGACUUUAGUAGAGCUGCAGGAGAUGGCUACCAGACAACAACAGCAAAUUGAUGCCCAGCAACAGCUCCUUGCCUCUAAGGAGCAGCGUUUGCAUUUCCUGAAGCAUCAGGAGCACAAGCAGCAGCAGGCAUCCUCUGAACAGGAGACUCUUAAGCAUCUGAGGGAAACUGUGGCGAAACAGGAGGCGCAGUUGAAGAAAGUCAGAGCACUGAAGGGACAGGUCGAACACAAACGCCUUAGCAAUGGAAAACUGGUGGAGGAGAUUGACCAGAUGAACAGUCUACUUUUGCUGAAGCAGAGAGAGUUGGUAGUAGCUGUGUCCAAAGUGGAAGAACUGAGCAAACAGCUAGAGACACUGAAAAAUGGACGGAUGGACAUGCUUCACAAUAACCGCAGCUCCGUGGCCGAGCUGGACCGCCUCUACAGGGAACUACAGCUGAGGAACAAUAUGAACCAGGAACAGAAUUCUAAACUCCAGCUACAGAGAGAAAACCUGAACGAGAGACACCAGGAGGUGGCUGCCAUGGACAAACGAGUAAAUGAACUGCGAGAUCGCUUGUGGAAGAAGAAAGCUGCCAUACAGCAGAAAGAGAACCUUCCUGUGCCUGUAGAUGGUCUAACCUCUCAACAGACUGGACCGUCUCGUGUGGCUGCAGUUGGUCCUUAUAUCCAGUCAUCUACAGUGCCCAGGGGCCCAAUCAAACAGGACCUGCUUAUUAAACCCACUUACCCAGAUGGCACAGCAACUUUACCACAGGACAGGAGCACUCACUCUGGGACAGGUCUGCAGUCAAACAAGAUGUCUUCAAAGUUUUCAAACUGGAGUUCAUCCACUACAAAGCCCGGCAACAACAACGGCUCAUCCACUCUCCCACCCAUGGCGAGCCAGGCAUCUGAAGACCAAGAUGACAAAGAUGUGCUGAAACACGACCACAGGGUGAGGCCAGCCUCCAUGUUUGAGUCCAUUGAGCCUCCUGCAGCUUCUUUACGCAAAAACCAGAGCAGCGAAGACCUUAUGAGAGAUGCUCAGAGUGCUGUCAAGAACACAGUCAAGGUUCCACCUCCAGUACCGAGUAAACCGAAACAGGUCAACCUGCCCUCUGGUGGCCAAUUGGGGUACACCAAGAUGGCCAUCAAUUCCGGUACCUUCCCUAGGAAGAGUAUGUCAUCCACUCAGCAGCCACCCGCAGGCUGCCGUUCCGGCCAGGGGAAUACUCUGCCCCUUCCCUCCAAACAAGAGGCUCCCCCAGCAGCUACAGUACACCCCUUCAGCCCAGAGGGGCAAGAUUCAGGUGGACAAAUCCUACUCAAGCCCCAGACGCUGGCUGCCAGCUCCAUCUAUUCUAUGUACACACAGCAGCCCACAACUGGUAAAACACAGCCACAGGGCGUGCAGGGAACACUGAACCGAGCUCAGAACCACAGCAACUUCACCAGCGUUUAUGGGAAGCCAGUGAUCCCCACAGGCCAUCAGUCUCAAAACCAUCACCCUGAGAACCCAUACCUGGACCCACUCAGUGGUUCUGAAACAGAGAUAGAACACAAUACUGGAGGCUCUUCUUCAGAGAACCAAGAGACCGAGCGUAUUCCCAGACCUCUCAGUCCCACCAAACUGCUUCCCUUCAUCUCGAACCCCUACCGCCAUCAGAGUGACGUCGACUUAGAAGCUCUCAGGAAGAAACUCUACAAUGCGCCACGGCCCCUAAAGAAACGCAGCUCCAUCACAGAGCCCGAGGGCCCAGGCGGCCCUAAUAUCCAGAAACUCUUGUACCAGAAGACCACUCUGGCCGCCAUGGAGACUGCAGUGAGUCCUCCUGGAGAAGAGGAGAAGGUUAAUACAACUGAACCUCAGAGAUCUGAUGAAACUUCACCAGAUCUGCCACUCCCUGAGCUGCUAAUGUCCAGAUCUACACCAGAAAAUGAAAUGUUAGAUAUCCCCCCUCCACCACCUCCACACCCAGCCCCACAGCCUGAUACUUCACUGGUAUCGCCACCUCCCCAGCCAACCAGCCCUCCUCCUCUACCGCCUCCAGAGAGCUUCAUGGAGGAGUUUCCUCCAUAUCCUCCACCUCCUUAUCCCAGUGGUGCUGAGCAGGAUGGUCCAGAAGACACUUUAUGCAUGAUGCCACCAGAGGUCACUGGCCAGGUUCCCUUGCCCCCUGGUAAGAGGACAAAUCUGCGUAAAGCCGGAUCUGAGCGCAUUGACCACAACAUGAGAGUGCGAUUUAAUCCUCUGGCACUGUUACUGGACUCAUCUCUGGAGGGAGAGUUUGAUCUGGUGCAGAGGGUCAUAUAUGAGGUUGAAGAUCCGAGUGAGCCUAAUGAUGAGGGAAUCACUGCCCUUCAUAAUGCAGUCUGUGCCGGUCAUACAGAGAUUGUUAAAUUCCUGGUUCAGUUUGGAGUCAAUGUCAAUGCUGCUGACAGCGAUGGGUGGACUCCUCUGCACUGUGCUGCCUCCUGUAAUAACGUGCAGGUGUGUAAGUUCCUGGUGGAGUCUGGGGCAGCGGUGUUUGCUAUGACCUACAGUGACUUGCAGACAGCAGCUGAUAAGUGUGAGGAGAUGGAAGAAGGCUACACCCAGUGCUCACAGUUCCUUUAUGGUGUGCAGGAGAAGAUGGGCAUUAUGAAUAGAGGGGUAGUGUACGGACUGUGGGACUUUGAGUGCAAACAGUGCGAUGAGCUUCUAUUAAGUGAGGGCGACUGCAUGACUAUACUCCGCAGGGAGGAUGAGGAAGAGACUGAGUGGUGGUGGGCACGCACAGGUGACAAUGAGGGCUAUGUACCCAGAAACCUGCUGGGGUUGUAUCCAAGAAUUAAACCUCGCCAAAGAAGUCUGGCUUAAAGAGAGGUGAACAAAGACCGCCAUCCUGAUGGAUCAGAAAAGAGAGAGGACAACCACGAAGGAUAGUCAAAUGACGCACACCACAAAUUAUCUUGAUCAUGAAGAAGUUUUUAGGACCAUUGACAUAUUUUGUCUAAUUUGAAAUAGUUUUUGUAAACUAUUAAGAAUUUUACCUUUUUAUGCCUUUUUUUUUUUUUUUUUUUUCCAAUAACUGUUGAUUUUACGGUGAUGGUCACUCUGGUGUCUGGUUUGUUUUCACAAUAGAAUACAAUUAGAUUAUUAUAAUUUUCAAUAUAUUCUAAUAUAAAGACUUUUCCCAAAAACUUACUUUUGGUACAUUUUUUCAUUUUUACAGGUGUUUAUAUAUUUUAUAUCUCUGCCUGUGCUAUUCAGUGAUUUAUUUCAUACAUUGUGCUGAAGACAUUAACAUUAUUUGAUUGAUUUUUUUUUUUUUUUUCAAUAACUGUUGAUUUUACGGUGAUGGUCACUCUGGUGUCUGGUUUGUUUUCACAAUAGAAUACAAUUAGAUUAUUAUAAUUUUCAAUAUAUUCUAAUAUAAAGACUUUUUCCCAAAAACUUACUUUUGGUACAUUUUUUCAUUUUUACAGGUGUUCAUAUAUUUUAUAUCUCUGCCUGUGCUAUUCAGUGAUUUAUUUCAUACAUUGUGCUGAAGACAUUAACAUUAUUUGAUUGAUUUUGGUCAUGUGCACAACGUAAAGUUUACCAACUGAAAUUAAAUGGCUUGUUUAUGGGCCGUUGAACUAAGUUUGCUGGAAAUUUGUGCAUGCCUGUUUGAAUAAGGGAAAUUUUUUGCUAAUUACAUUUAAAGCCAGUGAUUCAACAUAUUGAAAAGAGGGCUGGAAGUCUUUGAAUCAAGACCCAUGUAGUUUUGCUGGUGUAACAGUGCCUUAACCUGUACAACAAGUACAGCUAACUUUGCUAACUUUGUUGUUCAUUAUCUGAAGGGCCAGUACUUUUUUUGACAGGCUAUUGUUAAGGCUGUGUUCUAAUUAAGAAUAAUUUUCUGGUUUCAGAAAAUCGUGUGAUCGAGGCUCAGCUUCAGUUUCUACCCAUACAUGUGCAUGCUUCACUUUGCAUGUCAGAAUGUGCAUUCUUUUUUUGCAAACAUUUUAACGUUACAUUUAUAUAUGUAUACAAGUAGAAUGAAUAACACAAUAAUUACAGCAGUAAAAACUUGCCACAUACACUUCUGUUUAUUUGUGCAGUAUAUAUACAGGUGU